CGGCGGCAGCAGCGAAGGAGUUCGGAAGUUCAAAAUGGCCGCCGCGGCCGAGCCCGAGCAGCGACCGCCCCACCCCUCCUUCCAGCCCUCGAAAUGACUGGCAAGUCCCGGCUCCCGUUGGGAAGCGAAGAUCGAGCUGCCGCCUCCCCGCCGGAACGGGGCUCCCGGGCGUGCGUUUCCCAGGCGCCCCGGGUUGAGGAUGCUGAGGCAUCCGAGAAAAGUGUGAAUGAGGAAAAUGGGGAAGUGUCAGAGGCAGACCAACCUCAGAACAAGCACAGCCGACACAAAAAAAAGAAACACAAACACCGAAGUAAACACAAGAAACAUAAACAUUCUUCAGAAGAUGAUAAGGACAAAAAACAUAAACACAGACACAAACAUAAGAAACAUAAAUGGAAAGAGGUGGCUGAUGCCUCUGACAAAGAAGAUGGACCAGCUAAAAGAACUAAAAUUGAUUUUUUGGCUCCUCUGGAAGACUUAGAGAAACAAAGAGCAUUGCUGAAAGCUGAACUUGAAAACGAAUUAAUGGAAGGAAAAGUCCAGUCUGGGAUGGGAUUAAUAUUACAAGGUUAUGAGUCAGGAUCUGAAGAAGAGGGGGAGAUUAAUGAAAAAGCACGAAAUGGAACAAGACCUACAACAAAGUCAAAUACUAAGGGGAAAUUAGAACCUGUGGACAAUAAAACUAGUUCCAAGAAAGCGAGUAAGAGUGAAUCAAAAGAAAGGACUAGGCACAGAUCUGACAAAAAGAAAGCCAAGGCAGGAGUUGAUGGAGUCAAAGAGAAGACUACUAGGAGCAAGUCAAAAGAAAGGAGGAAAUCCAAAAGUCCUUAUAAGAGAAGUAAGUCUCAAGAUCAGACAAGGAAAUCUCGGUCUCCAAUACUUAAGAGGAGAUCUCAGGAGAAAAACAGAAAGUCUAAGUCUCCUCCAGAGGAUAGAAGUAAGGCUGAUGAUAAAAGUAAAUCAAGAGACCGCAGAAAGUCUCCAGUUGUAAAUGAAAGCAAAAGCAGAGAUCGUGGUAGAAAAUCUAAAUCUCCAGCAGAACUAAGAAGCAAAUCCAAAGAUAGAAGAUCACGGUCCAAAGAUAGAAAACCUAGGAGAUCAGAGACUGACAAAGAAAAAAAGCCAAUUAAAUCUCCUUCUAAAGAUGCUUCUUCAGGGAAAGAAAACAGGUCCCCUAGACGACCUGGCCGUAGCCCGAAAGGGAGAAGCUUAUCUCCCAAACAGCGUGAAAAGUCAAGAAGAAGCAGAUCCCCUCUUUUUAACGAUCGUAGGUCUAAGCAGAGUAGAUCCCCCUCUCGAACCCGGUCUCCGGUUAGAAGAGUGAGGAGUAGAUCUGCAGAAAGAAAAAGAAGAGAAUCAGAAAGGAGGCGUCUGUCUUCUCCCAGAACACGGACCAGGGAUGACAUUUUGUCUAGGCGUGAAAGAUCCAAGGAUGUCAGCCCACCCAGCAGAUGGUCCCCAUCCAGAAGAAGGUCUCGGUCCCCCAUUAGGAGGAGAUCUCGAACACCCCUUCGACGUAGCCGAUCUCCCAGAAGGCGGAGUAGAUCUCCUCGAAGGAGGGAUAGAGGCCGGAGAAGUAGAUCUCGCCUUCGAAGGAGGUCCAGGUCACGUGGCGGCCAUAGACGUAGGAGCAGAAGCAAAGUUAAGGAAGACAAAUUUAAAGGUAGUCUUUCUGAGGGCAUGAAAGCUGAACAGGAGUCUUCAUCAGAUGAAAAUCUUGAAGACUUUGAUUUGGAAGAAGAGGAUGAAGAAGCAGAGAUAAGACAAAGGAGAUUACAGCGGCAAGCAAUUGUUCAGAAAUACAAAGGCCAGACAGAAGACAGUAACAUAUCUGUACCAUCUGAACCAAGCAGCCCUCAAAGUAGUACACGGAGUCGCUCAAAUUCUCCCGACGACAUCCUAGAAAGAGUUGCUGCUGAUGUGAAGGAGUAUGAAAGGGAAAAUGUGGACACAUUUGAGGCAUCAGUGAAAGCCAAGCACAACCUCAUGACAGUUGAACAGAACAAUGGUUCAUCUCAGAAGAAGCUGCUAGCUCCCGAUAUGUUCACAGAAUCAGAUGAUAUGUUCGCUGCAUACUUUGAUAGUGCUCGUCUAAGGGCUGCUGGCUUUGGAAAAGACUUUAAAGAAAACCCCAAUCUCAGGGAUAACUGGACAGAUGCAGAAGGCUAUUACCGUGUUAAUAUAGGUGAAGUUCUAGAUAAACGUUACAAUGUCUAUGGUUACACUGGUCAGGGCGUCUUCAGCAAUGUAGUGCGAGCCAGGGACAUGGCCAGAGCAAACCAAGAAGUAGCCGUGAAAAUCAUCAGGAACAAUGAACUUAUGCAAAAAACUGGCCUAAAAGAACUGGAAUUUUUAAAGAAGCUCAACGAUGCUGAUCCUGAUGACAAGUUUCAUUGUCUGCGGUUGUUCAGGCAUUUCUACCACAAACAACAUCUCUGUCUGGUAUUUGAGCCGCUCAGCAUGAAUUUACGAGAGGUGUUGAAGAAGUAUGGGAAAGACGUUGGACUCCACAUUAAAGCUGUGCGUUCCUAUAGCCAGCAAUUGUUCCUGGCUUUAAAACUUCUUAAAAGAUGCAAUAUCCUACAUGCAGAUAUUAAACCAGAUAAUAUUUUGGUGAACGAGUCUAAAACCAUUCUAAAGCUUUGUGAUUUUGGCUCAGCUUCACAUGUCGCAGAUAACGACAUCACACCUUAUCUAGUCAGCAGAUUUUAUCGAGCUCCAGAAAUCAUUAUAGGAAAAAUCUAUGACUAUGGUAUAGAUAUGUGGUCUGUAGGCUGCACAUUAUAUGAGCUUUAUACAGGAAAAAUACUGUUUCCUGGCAAAACCAAUAAUCAUAUGUUGAAACUUGCCAUGGAUCUCAAAGGAAAGAUGCCAAACAAGAUGAUUCGAAAAGGUGUGUUCAAAGAUCAGCACUUUGAUCAAAAUCUCAACUUUAUGUAUAUAGAAGUAGAUAAAGUGACGGAAAGGGAGAAAGUUACUGUUAUGAGCACCAUUAAUCCAACCAAGGACCUAUUAGCAGACUUGAUUGGGUGCCAACGACUCCCUGAAGACCAGCGUAAAAAAGUGCACCAGCUUAAGGACUUGUUGGACCAGAUUCUAAUGCUAGACCCAGCUAAACGGAUUAGCAUCAACCAGGCUCUGCAGCACCCCUUCAUCCAGGAGAAAAUUUAAACCAGAUGAAGAAGUUCAAAGGGUUUGAUUAAUUAAGAUACAAAGACUGAAGAAAUUUCACAGCAGUUAUUAAUGUAUAUAAACAUAAAUAUUUCCCCUGCAAAGUUGAGGAAGAAAUGAUACAUUUGAAUUAACAUCAAGGCUGAUAUUUCUUUUAGAAAUGUUAGAGUAAUUCUGUUUUGUGUCUUAUGUGAAAAUUUUCACUGUAGAACUGUUUUAAUUGCCAAGACUGCACAAAAGUACAAUGCUAAUGUAUAUGGUUGCAGUUCGUAUAUAUUAUAAAAAGAAAAAAGCAUCUGUUAAAAAAAAAAAAAAAAAAAAAAAAAGAAAGAAAAAAAAAAAGAGAGAAGUAAUACUGGGUGGUUGAUUUGUUUUUAGCAGACUUGGCUUCAUUUUUCUCUUUACAAAAUGGCCAGCAUAAAUGCUGUUUAUAUUCACAUUUUCCUAGGUGUGUGUGUGCAGGCCACAGCAGCAUGCCCUUGGUGUAGUCAGUGCCGAAGGGGGUCUGUUCCUUCUUGAGCCUGCCCGCAGGGAUGGUCUCCUCUUUUAAAGCAGGUUGUGUACAACUUUCAGUACACUGAAGGUAAGCUAACCCAUCAACAUCACCGGUGUUUAAGCUGUUAUUUUACUGGAACAACUGACAAAUGAGAGACAAUAGCAUUGUGGCAGAAUUCCCUGCAUGUUUGAGAAAUGAUCUUGUUUUAUUUUCUGGCAUUGCAACCGUGGCAUAGUUACAACUUCUGUUCUGUUCAUCACAUUUAAAACUGGGAGAGAGCGCACUUGAUGGAUAGAGCGCCUUCAGUGUACUGUUUCUUAUUACUUUAGUUUUUUUAAUCAACUUGCUAUAGACUUUGUAUACAUUUUGUUAAAUACAGUUCACUAUGACAUAGAACCAAUACUUACAGAAGAGUUUUCAUUUAGUAAUUACAUAUGUUGGGAUCUCAUUCGAAAGACCUUAUAUCUAAAGGAUAGAUAGACAACAUAAUGAAAUUUUUAACUAUUUGUAUGUCAUUUUGAAAGUGUACUGCUUUAUGCUAAAAUUGUUUCAUUUGUUCAUUGUUUUCAUUAUUUGUGAUCAUGUUGUCUUUCAAUACAGGCAUAAACCUUCCACUCUUGAACAAAGCAGCUGCUUUUUAAAAGCGGUAAUUGCUUCUUUACCUUUUAUUUCUUUUGUAAAUGAAGCUUUUCUUUAAGAAAUGUGACUUUAAAGUGUUGUCUCUUGCAUAAAACAGUUGACACUUACUUAUUGUAAAGUGAAGAUUGUUCUGCUGCAUGUAAAGUGGACCAUGCAGAUUUCUGUAUGUUUUCAGUAUGCAUCAUUAGAUAAUAAAGUCUUUUGUGAACAAGGCA
Hirundo rustica (Barn swallow) is the source of this 4521-nucleotide messenger RNA. It is a transcript of the gene PRP4K, whose product is annotated as pre-mRNA processing factor 4B. Gene Ontology annotation, biological process: peptidyl-threonine phosphorylation; mRNA cis splicing, via spliceosome; peptidyl-serine phosphorylation. Gene Ontology annotation, molecular function: ATP binding; protein serine/threonine kinase activity. NCBI's taxonomy places the organism in Eukaryota, Metazoa, Chordata, Aves, Passeriformes, Hirundinidae. The transcript is spliced from 16 exons. The coding region runs from base 94 to 3171 and encodes 1025 amino acids. The record is from RefSeq and is a predicted model, not a curated record.